AGCCCUAUUACACAACACGAUCUCACCUUGCCUUCCUUCCCCGCCGUCAAGCCGCACACCCCUUCGUAUUUGCUGCACCAUGCCAUGCCGCUGAGCUUUCGUCAUCCUUCCUGCCUUCCGCCCUUCUCUUCGCCUUCCGAGUCUCACACACACCCCGGGCCAGCGCACUCUUUUGUGUCAGUCUUUAGACCGGGGCAUGACUCAUUUUAUGCUUUCUUUAGCAGUGCGCUGUCUCGUAGAAGGUCCAGGGUCAGACUCGGACUCAUAUUGCGACUCAAUUUCACCAUCCCAACUCACCCCACAACCGCACACCCACCCUCUUAACCAUGUCCGUCGAAGCACUCCUCACCAACUUCUCAAAGGACAUGACAGGCGAAGAGAUCCAGGCGCUCGUGCUGCAAGCCAAAGGCGCGUCCGUGUCUACUCCCACCACCACCACCACCACACCAGGCGCUCGGUCUGUCGCGUACGACGCGUUCCAGGCGCCGAUCCUGCCGUCGACGAAUGGGUUUGACUUCCAUAUCUAUCACAUGCAAAACAUCGCGUCGGAGGCCAAAUUCGCUAGAGAGCUGCAUGAGAAGAUCAUAAAGGAGUUUCCCGAGCUCCGCACAUACCCGUUAUGGGAGAAGCCCAUGGGUUCACACCCCACCGCCAUGUUUGAAGUGGACACGUUCACCCCGCACCAGACCGGCGCGUUGUUCUCCUGGCUCGUCGUGAACCGCGGACCGUGCUCCGUCCUCGUCCACCCCAACACAGGCAACCCCCUCAGAGACCACACCGAGCUGGCGACCUGGAUCGGGAAGCAGUGGCCGUUGGACACGGAGAUUCUAAAGUCCAUUUCUGCUUGAGCGGCACCGAGCGGGUGACGAUAGGGUGUACGAUAGCUAUUUGGGGGGGAGGUGAAGGUGCUGUUGUGU
Molecule: messenger RNA, 917 nt
Organism: Serpula lacrymans var. lacrymans S7.9
Lineage: Eukaryota; Fungi; Basidiomycota; Agaricomycetes; Boletales; Serpulaceae
Exons: 5
Coding region: 327-848 (173 amino acids)
Source: RefSeq, a predicted model, not a curated record